Molecule: messenger RNA, 3954 nt
Organism: Hyla sarda
Lineage: Eukaryota; Metazoa; Chordata; Amphibia; Anura; Hylidae
Gene: PTPN5
Product: protein tyrosine phosphatase non-receptor type 5
Exons: 12
Coding region: 187-1641 (484 amino acids)
Biological process (GO): protein dephosphorylation
Molecular function (GO): protein tyrosine phosphatase activity
Source: RefSeq, a predicted model, not a curated record
GAUGGUGGGGAGGAGGGCAGGCGAUAGGAACUCGGAGGGUGUAGUAUAGGAUAGAGCAUCCUCGCUCACUGCAGUCCCUCAUUUCCUUAAAGGAUGAAUCCCAGCGCUGGCAUAUGAGGAUCUCCGGGGGGGAAGAGAACGCCAACUUCUCACGAGGUCCAUCCAUGACAGACGUCCUCCGCCGACAUGGGCUCCCUGGGCGAUGCAGAUGAGCAGCACAAUCUGCCGGUCGGGAUGGAUCAGUCGCAGGAGGUGGAAAGAGACGCUCAGUACAGCUGGGCCGCCCUGUGGAACAUCCUGACUAUCGGGGGCAGUAUCUGUCUUCUUGUCCUCUCCCAAAUAUUGGAUUUGACCGCCUUGCAGAGUGGAUUCUGGACGGUGGAGAUGCCCGGCACUGCCUUGGUGAUCGUUUUCUUUGUCGUGGCAAUGAUCGGCACCAUGAUAUGGUACCUCAAGUCUCACACUGAACCUGUUCUGUCGGAGGAUAGGCGCCAAUCCGUCAGCCGCCAGCCCUCCUUCACCUACUCAGAAUGGACGGAUGAGAAGGUGGACGAAUUCCUGGACCUGGACCCUGUGCCCGACACCCCCGUCUUUGACUGUUUGAUGGAUAUUAGAGGGGACACAGACUUAGGAACUCUAUCCGUGAAACCUGUCGGGCUCCAGGAAAGGAGGGGCUCCAAUGUGUCUCUCACUCUGGAUAUGUGUACCCCGGGGUGCACCGAGCCUUAUGGCCACAUCAUGUCCCCGAGGGAACAGUCCACCCGAGAAUAUCUUCAGACCGCCAGCAAUGUCCUGACCCCAGAAGAGCUGCAUGAGAAAGCCCUGGAUUCUUUUGAGCUUCAGAAAGAGUUCUUUGAAAUCCCAAUGAACUUUGUUGAUCCAAAAGAAUAUGAAAUCCUGGGCCUAGUGCGGAAAAACAGAUACAAAACCAUCCUCCCAAACCCUCACAGCAGAGUGUGCCUUACCUCACCAGACCAGGAGGACGACCCUCUGAGUUCUUAUAUAAACGCCAACUAUAUACGGGGUUACGGAGAAGAAGAAAAAGUUUACAUUGCAACUCAGGGACCCACCGUGAACACCGUAGCGGAUUUCUGGAAGAUGGUCUGGCAGCAGCAUUCGCCUAUUAUAGUCAUGAUCACCAACAUUGAAGAAGUCAAUGAGAAAUGUACAGAGUAUUGGCCAGAGAAACAUGGCGUCUAUGAGGACAUCGAGGUGACCGUGAAUCACAUCAUUCAGGAGGACGACUACGUAUUAAGACUUAUGACUUUAAAGAAAGGUGAGGAAGAAAGGCGUCUGAAGCAUUUUUGGUACACGUCAUGGCCGGACCAGAAGACCCCGGAUCAGGCUCCAGCACUCCUAAAGCUUGUGCAGGAUGUGGAGGAAGCCAUGAAUAAGGCCAAGAAUAAUAACGGACCUAUUGUUGUACACUGCAGUGCAGGGAUUGGGAGAACCGGCUGUUUUAUUGCCACCACAAUUCUGUGUAAACAGCUUAAUAAUGAAGGGACGGUGGAUAUUCUGAGGACAACCUGCCAGCUGAGGUUAGACAGGGGAGGAAUGAUCCAAACCAGCGAGCAGUACCAGUUCGUACACCAUGUACUGAGCUUGUUCGUCAAACAGAAUUCCAGCACUGUUGAGGAAUAACCACUCGGUGAAUUUCGGGAGGGUCUCUGAACCCCGACAAGAAAACAUUUCACUUAAAGGAAAAAGAUCAGCGGUGCCGCUUAUCACCCGACUUCAGGGGAAACGUUUCCUGUCCCAGUGGAAGGUCAAUGGGAUUUUGCAGCCAUUGAUGUAAGCAAAUGGGACCUGGCAUAGGACAAAAUGGGAUGAUACUCACCAAAAAAAAAAAAAAAAAAAAUCCCAGAAUUUCUAUUGUAUAUAGAAGCGGUCGCAACGGUUUGUAACAAGAUUAUUAUAUGAAGAUAACUACAUUUGUGUUUUUAAGUUUUACUAUUUUUUCUGGGGGUAAGAAUAAUAAAUCACUUCUGACUGCAGUGUUAAAAAAACAAACAAAAAAAAAACAAAACAAAAAAAAAUACGACGUCACGCAGAAUUCUGUAUCGUAUUGAUGCCGACAAGUAAUUUUUUUUCCUUUUUUUUUUUUUCCUGAACUGUUUUUACAUUUUUAUCUACCGAAUACUGUGUCACAUGACUCAUGAACGCGUCAAACCUCUGUAAAGUUUGAAAGUUUUCAUACAGCAUUACGCUUUAAUACCUCAUCUUGUAGACAAACAUAGUGGGGGGGGGGGUUACGGACAGGUAUUACAUGGCUCCGCUAUGGAGUUGCACCUUUAACCCCUCAAGUGCCGGAGGGGUGAUAUGUUUAAAGCAGAAUAUAUUAUACUUUAAGUUGUUUACAGAAUAUUUUUUAUGAGCUUUUAAAAUGGGGGGCAGGGUGGGGUCGGGGGUUCGUGAGGCGGAAACAUCUCAAAUACAAUGUUACGGUAUAAAGGGGUUGUCCACAUAGGCUGAAGUCUUCAACGUGAUGAGUAACUGAAAAGUAAUGAAAAGUUACAAGAAUUGUCUGGAUACAAAUAUAUUAUUGGUUAAUUCUAAAUUCGCAAAGUGGGGGCUGGUCCUACAUUGUGGAUCCCCAUCUAUUAGCCAAAGUAGAGAGCAGUUUGUAAGAGUGUCUCUCUGGAGGACCCAACAUUUAAUGCUGGGUCCUCCAGAGAGACACUCUUACAAACUGCUCUCUACUAUCUACAGCUUUCUAUUGGAAAAUUCUAAAUUCGUAAAGCGGGGGUGGUCCUACAUUGUGGACCCCCAUCUAUUAACCAAAGUAGAGAGCAGUUUGUAAGAGUGUCUUUCUGGAGGACCCAGCAUUAAAUGCUGGGUCCUCCAGAGAGACACUCUUACAAACUGCUCUCUACUAUCUAUUGGUAAAUUCUAAAUUCCUAAAGCGGGGGUGGUCCUACAUUCUGGAUCCCCAUCUAUUAGCCAAAGUAGAGAGCACUUUGUAAGAGUGUCUCUCUGGAGGACCCAGUAUUUAAUGCUGGGUCCUUCAGAGAGACACUCUUACAAACUGCUCUCUACUAUCUACUGCUCUCUAUUGGUAAAUUCUAAAUUUGUAAAGCGGGGGGUGGUCCUACAUUGUGGACCCCCAUCUAUUAGCCAAAGUAGAGAGCAGUUUGUAAGAGUGUCUUUCUGGAGGACCCAGCAUUAAAUGCUCGGUCCUCCAGAGAGACACUCUUACAUACUGCUCUCUACUAUCUACUGCUCUCUAUUGGUAAAUUCUAAAUUCGUAAAGCGGGGGGUGGUCCUACAUUGUGGACCCCCAUCUAUUAGCCAAAGUAGAGAGCAGUUUGUAAGAGUGUCUUUCUGGAGGACCCAGCAUUAAAUGCUGGGUCCUCCAGAGAGACACUCUUACAAACUGCUCUCUACUAUCUAUUGGUAAAUUCUAAAUUCGUAAAGCGGGGGUGGUCCUACAUUGUGGAUUCCCAUCUAUUAGCCAAAGUAGAGAGCACUUUGUAAGAGUGUCUCUCUGGAGGACCCAGCCUUAAGACACUCUUACAAACUGCUCUCUACUUUGGCUAAUAGAUGGGGAUCCACAAUGUAGGACCAGCCCCCACCAAUAAAAUAUUAGUAACCAGACAAUUGUUUUAACUUUUCAAUGGGCAACCAUGUAACGCUUCAUUGUUUUUAAAUGGGCAACCAUGUAAUGCUUCAUUUCUCCUGUGGAGGAGCUGCAGGGAUAUUGAACACUUAUUGUUAGAGAUAAGAGCCGAUCCCAGUGAUCAUAAUGUGGGGAACCUCUUUAAUGUUGAUCUAAUGCACAUUGUACGAGAUUUAGAUGACUUGUAGUAAGAUUUAGGACACGGGGUCAUGUGCCAGGGUAUCGCCUAAAUCCAGGGGUGGGACAGUCUUGUUGCGGGCAGACCGGUAUGGUUAUGCGUCCUUGACCUCCAGAGGGCAAACCUGAGGCAGAGACUGCAGAUUCCCUCCCCCCCCCCA